CCCACCGUCAAAGAUGGGGGAUUCUGAAAUUUAACGAGGAAUUAACUUUAUAAACUAAUUUUAUAAACGAACGACUGCCAUUGCAAAUACAUUUUUCCGUCCUAAGUGAAAAGAAAAAUGUAAUUUGUCAUACUGGAAGGCGUUUUGACCUAUUUACGCGUAUUUGUAUAUGAAUUAAGCAUUUUUCAAAGGAAAGGGGAGUUCCCAGAAAUGUCAACAACAUUUUCGUAACAAUUAUGCAAUAGUGUUGUAAAUUAAUUCUAAUGACUGUAUUUAAACACAUAUGAAAAAUUCAAACUGUUUAUAAUUGAACAGGAAAAAUAUGCAUUUUUCAAUCCCAGACACACAGGAGAUAACUGAUGGAUCUGGAUCAACCUACACUAGUUUCAACAUCCAUAUCAAUGGUGUGUUUCAUUGUACAGCCAGAUUUAGUCUGUUGCACAGUUUUCAUGAGCAGUUAAAGAAGGAGUUUGGAGCAACUGCGCUUCCACCGUUUCCACCAAAGAAGUUGUUUCCAAUUGCUGGACCAAAGUUAGAUGAAAGACGUUUGAUGUUGGAAAGAUAUAUACAAAUUGUGAGUCAAGAAGCAGCAAUAGCCAACAGUGAUGUGUUCAACAGUUUCUUGUUAACAGCACAACAGGAGACACAGAAGGAGCAGCCAGAGAAUGUUAGUCUUGAUGUUUAUUUAAUGAAUGGUCACAAGAUCUCAGUGAAUAUCAUCUCCACAGAUCAGACAGAAGAUGUGCUAGAGACUGUAGCGUCUCAGAUAGAUCUUCCAGAUGACUUUGUUUAUUAUUUUGGUCUCUACCUGGUAAGAAAGGAGGGCGAUUCAGAAACUUCAAUUGUGAGAAAGUUGCAAGAUUUUGAGUCACCUUCAAUAUCAUUAAAAUCAGCUAAUCUGAAAGGUGUUCAUAGAAUAGUGCUCAGGAAAUGUUUCUGGGAUUCUUCAUUUGAUGAUGAACUGCUUGCCAAUAAAGUUGCUAUGAAUCUGCUCUAUGUUCAGGCUGUAAGUGAUAUAGAUAGACAGUGGGUACUUGCCACUAAAGACCAGAAAGAACACCUCAAAUCUUUACAACAAAAAGGAUCCAAACGAGAGGUAUUAAAAAUUUAA
Mercenaria mercenaria is the source of this 1111-nucleotide messenger RNA. RefSeq names its product sorting nexin-17-like. Lineage: Eukaryota; Metazoa; Mollusca; Bivalvia; Venerida; Veneridae. Gene Ontology annotation, cellular component: early endosome; cytoskeleton. The transcript is spliced from 9 exons. Gene Ontology annotation, molecular function: phosphatidylinositol binding. Gene Ontology annotation, biological process: intracellular protein transport. The record is from RefSeq and is a predicted model, not a curated record. The coding region runs from base 323 to 1111 and encodes 262 amino acids.